Molecule: messenger RNA, 1210 nt
Organism: Vigna angularis (adzuki bean)
Lineage: Eukaryota; Viridiplantae; Streptophyta; Magnoliopsida; Fabales; Fabaceae
Exons: 2
Coding region: 683-1093 (136 amino acids)
Source: RefSeq, a predicted model, not a curated record
CGCAGAAAUAAUAUCCAACAACUGCAGUGUGCUUAAUUCCUGUUUUGGAUCUGAUUUGUGUUUUUCGUCGAUUCCGUGGAUCAAUCCUUUGUUGAAUAUAUACAAUAGAAACAGUUUGCAAUUGUCAGACGGUAAGGACCUUUUCUUUUCUUCAACUAUUUGUGAAGUGGAUGCCUCGACAACUAAGUUUCUUUGCUACCACUACUCUAUGAAUGGACGUGGGAGCCACCAACAGCUGGGCAUGACACAGCAUGUACAGUUGGGUUGGCUAUAUCUUUUCCGUUAGGUGUGGUGUUGUGGGGCACAUGAAAUUGAAGUCAUAUUAUAAUACCAUUUUCACUCUUCAUUUGCUUUUCCUUUUCUAGUAUUUAAUUCUAUUAUUGUGUCUUGGGUGACGGACAUGCCAAUUGCCAAGCAUCGGCCGAAACCGUCCCUGGUGAUUCCAAACUUCAUAAUGGUUUCCGGUUCACACAAUUGUGUUUCCUUUUUUAAUUAAUAUUUUUUAGUUGGAGAUGUUCAAAACAGCUGUACUGUAUCUUCAAUUUUCUUUGCCAUAUCCUCCUUUGCACCUCUCUCUUUCUCUCGUCCGAUUCUUUAUAAUCAUCAUCUCUGUGUUGAAGCUAUCUACAUAAUUAAACUCCCGUCAGCUCCAACCCUCUCAAACUGUUCAUUCUCUGAAAAUAUGGCUGGUUCAGAGGGGAGGCCAUUGGUUGAGGCAGUGGAACAGAAGGAAGAUUUCUACGAGGAGCAAGAGUCCAGUGGAUGUGGGUAUGGAUGCUUUCGGGGAUUUGGGUUGAGUUGGUGCAGGGGAGGCCGUGAAGAAGAGAAAAAUGGUGAUUCGUGGGUGAGUUGCAAGUUGAGGAAUAUUAAGGAGUUUACAGAAGUGAUUGCAGGUCCCAAGUGGAAAACAUUCAUUAGAAAGAUAAGCGGGUAUGGAAAGAAGCAGCAGAAGAACAGAUUUCAGUAUGACGAACACAGCUAUGCUCUCAACUUCAAUAGUGGGGCUCAGAGUGAAGAUGAUGACAUGCCUCCCUCUUUCUCAGCUAGAUUUACUGCUCCUUUCCCUUCUGCUCGUCGCCAAACCGAACAAUGAUUUCUUUCUCAACAUUUUAUUGCGUAACUUGUUAGUGUUUUUAAUCGCUACAUUCAUCAAUCAUUCAUUCUGUAAAGAUCAUUCUUUUUGUUCAAACUGUUUUGCAUUUCGUCUUUC